Molecule: messenger RNA, 3127 nt
Organism: Hydractinia symbiolongicarpus
Lineage: Eukaryota; Metazoa; Cnidaria; Hydrozoa; Anthoathecata; Hydractiniidae
Product: ATP-dependent DNA helicase Q1-like
Exons: 9
Coding region: 425-2344 (639 amino acids)
Biological process (GO): double-strand break repair via homologous recombination
Cellular component (GO): cytoplasm; chromosome
Molecular function (GO): ATP binding; nucleic acid binding; four-way junction helicase activity
Source: RefSeq, a predicted model, not a curated record
GUCUGUGUACAUUUGUGUGACUAAAUUAUAAUACAAAAAAACAUUUUAUUAUGUACAUGACUACUUUCAGUCAAUGGGAAAGGAAAAAUGUUUGCAGAGCUUAUUUUUGCGAUUGGAUGCUCUAGCGAAAAAAAUGUGAAAUUAAGGUUCGUAUUAAUUGCGUUUUGUUAUGAAAAAAUCCAGAUCAAUUAUAAUAUUUAGUAAUUUAUGCAUGUUUUAAUUAUCGUGCUCAGAAUUUUUUUUCGUUUUUUUUUUUUUUAAUUCAGUACUUUUUAAAGUUUUUUGCAGAACUUGAUUGAUUCAUCCACUUUUUUAUACUUUUGUAGAACAAAACAGUCCGAAAUUGCAAAUAUAUCUUCCCUAAACUAACUGCUACACAAAACUAACUUAUUCGCAAACCUACAUAUGUAGAUUGGUAGUAAUAAUGUCAGGCGAUACCAAAUCAGAAAUUGUUGCACUGCAAAUGGAGAUUGAAAACAUGGAUAAUGAACUUCAUAGUAUCAGUAGUCAACUCAAUAUGCUAAUAACCAAACAAGAAAAUUUAACAGAACGGAAGAAAAAACUAACAAGCAGGUUAAACAACUUGAAAGAAACAUUAGAUACACCUACUGAAGAAGAAACGGAUUGGAGUGGAGACCAUUUUGAAUGGUCUGAAAACAUCAAGAAAGUUUUAAAGAAUAAAUUUCAUAUAGGUGAUUUCCGUCAGCUGCAGAAGGAGACAAUCAAUGUGACAAUGUCGAAGAGAGAUUGUAUUUUAAUCAUGCCAACAGGAGGUGGGAAGAGUUUAUGUUUUCAACUUCCAGCUUUUGUUUCUGAUGGUUUUACUUUGGUUAUUUCUCCGCUUAUCUCUUUGAUGGAAGAUCAAUUAAUUGCUUUAAAAGCACUGAAUAUCGAAGCAACCACAAUCAAUUCGUCCUCUCCUCUUAAAUACGUCACAGAGGUACAAAAACAAAUGGCUAUGAAAGAAUGUCCCUUUAAAAUUCUGUAUGUUACUCCAGAGAAGAUUGCAAAAAGUAAAAGAUUUAUGGCGAAGUUGGAGAAAGCAUAUUCAAUUGGCAACAUCAGUAGAAUCGUGAUUGAUGAAGUGCAUUGUGCAAGUCAUUGGGGACAUGAUUUUCGUCCAGACUACAAAAUCUUGGGUAUUUUGAAAAGACAGUUUCCCAAUGUACCCUUAUUGGGAUUAACAGCGACCGCCUCUGAAAAAGUGUUGACCGACGUCAAAGAUAUCUUAAACCUUGACGGAAGUUGUGUUGUGUUUAGAGCUUCCUUUAAUAGACCGAAUUUAUAUUACGAGGUAUAUAAAACAAGUUCUUUGUCAGCCGAUCUAAUCCAAGAAAUUGCUUCACGUAUUAAAACACAAUUCACAAACAUGUCGGGUAUAAUUUAUUGCUUCUCCCGAAAGGAUAGUGAAGAUGUUGCAAACAAGUUGGUACAACAUGGCAUACAAGCACAUUGUUACCAUGCCGACCUGCAACCUGAAUUGAAGUCAAAAAUACACAGAUCAUGGACGAAAGGAAACUUGCAGGUGGUCGUCGCAACGAUCGCAUUUGGUAUGGGUAUCGAUAAACCCAAUGUUCGUUUUGUUAUUCACUAUUCAAUAAGUAAAUCAAUGGAGAAUUACUACCAGGAAAGUGGACGUGCUGGACGAGAUGAUAAGAAAGCAUGGUGUAUUCUGUAUUUUCGUUUUCAAGAUAUAUUCAGACAAAGUUCAAUGGUAUUCACUGAAAAAACCGGAAUUCAGAAUUUAUACAAUAUGUUGCGUUAUUGUAUUGAUCAGAAAAACUGUAGAAGAACUCAGAUUGGAGAACAUUUUGAAGAAAACUGGUCUGCUUCCAAAUGUCAUCAAAUGUGUGAUAACUGCCAACCAAAUAGAGAAAUCACUCAAAGAUGUCUCAAAGCUAACGCGACAACCAUUAUGGAAAUAUUACGUAAUGCUUCUUCUUCGGAUGAGCGAGUCACACCUCUAAAAGUAAUCGAUGCGUGGUUAGGGAAAGCAAAGGUUUCGCUGCGACCUGAAAGUAUCGCCACGUGUUCUCGUAGUGAAUGUGAGAGUGUCGUAACGAAGCUUCUCAUUCAACAAAUCGUACAAGAGGAUUACCAUUUUACUCCUUACAGUACGGUGACCUACCUAAUACCCGGUCCUCGUUGGUUGUUGUUAAAACGAGAUCAAAUCUCUGUAAAGCUGGACAUUGUCUCCGAAAAGGUUUUACUUUUUCUGUACUUGUUUUAUUUAACCAUUGUGUAUGUACAUCAAGUGAUUAAUACUUCUGAUAUCUAUAAAUUUGAGAGGCUAAGAAAUGACGGGCGUAGAGGGGUGGUUGGAUAUGUAAUGGAAAAAUUAUAGAGUGAAAGAUUUGUGGAAAUAUAAAGCUAUCAUAAGUAAUAAAAACUCGUAUAAAUAGAUGGUAAGAUAUGAUUGCAUCGCUUUCCUCGAUAUAUACACAUUUAACAGAAACGUUACAGUGAUUUUACGAAAAACUGCUAUUGAUUUAAAAAAAAAUGAUGCUUUUAGAGUAACUACCAAUAAUUUAUAUAGUUGUGGUUUUAAUACAUAGAGGAUUGUGACACUGAUCAUUCUAUCCUUCUAAAUCUAAUUUCUGAUUUCAAUAAAAACAAUUCCUACCAUGAUAAAAACUCUUCUUCAUUUUUCAUCUUACAUUUAAUAUUUUAUGGUUUUAUUUUCGGGUUUUUUAAAAACAAUCAGGCGGAAAUUCCGUACUUUAAGGUCAGAAACUUUUGCAGGAAGAAAGUGUCGCGGUUUCGCGGUUUUUGGGCCUUUUUGCGAAAGUUUUUUCCCGCGAAAUUUUUCAAAAAAACUUAACCGCGAAAGUUUUUCCCGCGAAAUUUUCAAUAAUUUUUUUUUAAUUCUGUCCUGAAAUAACGAAAUGUCUUACUCCGCGAAAGUUUUUUUCCCGCGAAAUAUCCAAAAAUAGGCCAUCCGCGAAAGUUUUUUCCUGCGAAAUGCGAAAAUUUUGCGUUUUUUUUUAAACCGCGACACUUUCUGACCUUAAAGUAUUAUUGUUAAAAUUUUAUAAGAUUCUAUAAAUAACUAUGGUUUUGCUUAUACACUCUUGUAAUUUGAUUUACGGGCGGUGACAAAGUUUAAUAAGACAACGAUUUCUAACAA